AAUUUCAAAGUCCAAAAGAGAAUUAUACACACAGGACUAGGAAAAUGCAAAGAGGAAAGGAAAUUGGAUUUCUCUUUUUUCUUGCUCUUAAUCUCACUCUCCUCUCUCCAUCUAUAUCUCAUACUAUUCCUACAAGCUUCUGUGGUAAAAUCCCAAUUGAAUCGCCUUUCUCUCUCCAGAAUUUAGUUGAAUCUUCUCCUCUACACCGGCUGCUUCUCUGCAAAUCCGAAAAGCUUUACUUUAGAACCUCCAUUGGUCUUUUCCUGAUUUCCUCCAUUGAUUACAGAACUAAAACAUUAACCAUUUCUCACUCUUCUUGUUCACGUACACUCCACUUUGUCUCUCCUUCUCUUCUCUCAGCUGGUUUCCCUUCUCCUCCACUACCCAACUCACUUCUUCUCUUCAACUGCUCAAGACCCACAGAACUAACAAACCCCCUUCCUUCUUUUCUUAAAAACUGUUCUCAUUCAUAUGAUUGCAGAGCCCUGUCUGAAACUCAAGAACAAGAAAAGGGAAAUUCUUCCUGUUUCUUCAUUGAUGAUUCGGAAAAACUAGAAGUGGGUUUCGAUCCAAGAGAUUGGAACUGCUCACACUACAACAGAGUCUACAUGGGUAAUUCUUCGGACGAAGGAUUUGAGAUGGGGACAAGGAUUUCUUUCGAAGUUCCAGAUCAUGUACCCAAUAUCUGUGAGGAGUGUAUAAAGCCCCAUGGCAACUGUGGUGUUGGGUUGAGGUGCAUUUGCCAUGCAAAUAAGUGUAAAGAUAGAGUCUUUUCCAGAGGUGCAUCUAUAGACCCUCCUGGUAAUAUCCUAUUCUCUUUGUUUUUGUUCAUACUUAUGAUUGUAUCCUUCAUGAGUUUUUGAUGUUGAGACUUUGAAAGGGCUCUAGCCUUCUAACCAAGAAGUAACAGAAAUGAAUAUAAUUAAUUGGCUGGGUUGUUGGAAGUGGAGUAAUUAAUGAAAUCUUCUUAGUUUUCUAA
This is a messenger RNA of Telopea speciosissima, 979 nucleotides long. RefSeq lists its product as uncharacterized. NCBI's taxonomy places the organism in Eukaryota, Viridiplantae, Streptophyta, Magnoliopsida, Proteales, Proteaceae. The record is from RefSeq and is a predicted model, not a curated record. The coding region runs from base 45 to 863 and encodes 272 amino acids. The transcript is spliced from 2 exons.